CCAUUGCAUGACAAUGGCUGAAGCAGGACUAAGAGUCCGUCCAAACCUGAGUAGGUUCACCGUGGCCACCAUUAUCAGGGCAUUCAGACAACACAACAGGUAUUGUACUCUAUUGCUUUCUUUGUCACAAUACAAUUUUACAAGCCUGUGAAAGUAGUCUAUUAGUUUCAAAUCAGUUGUUACUGUAUUGUAAAACAUGUCAAUUGACAACACGUUUCUUUCUUUAGAGUUGAAAGAAUGCCACAUAGAGGUGGAAGGGUUGCCAUAUUUACAGCGGCACAAGAAACCCUCAUUGUGGAUAUGGUUCGUGAGAACAACCUCAUCAGACUCCGGGAGAUCAGAGACAAAGUCAUUGCCGAUAAUGUGAACUUUGAGGGCAUUGAUGAUGUCAGCUUGGCCACAAUAGACCGAGUUCUCCGGCGCCAAAAGAUGCGGAUGAAACAAGUCUAUAGGGUUCCCUUUGAGCGAAACUCUGCACGACACAAAGACCUACGUUACGAGUAUGUGCAAAGGAUAUUACAGUUGGACGCGAUGGCCAGACCUCAUGAGUACCUCUUCCUGGAUGAGGCUGGCUUCAACCUGCAGAAACGAAGGCAAAGAGGCCGUAACAUCAUUGGCCAAAGAGCUAUCACUGAGGUUCCUGGCCAAUGGGGGGGGUAAUAUUACUCUUUGUGCGGCCAUGGGUUUGGAGGGGCUUGUCCACCGGCAGGCUGUCCUUGGGUCUUACAACACCCAACGUCUCCUAACCUUCCUAGAGGAGCUAAAAGAUAUCCUCCUGGACCGCCAAAAACACCAUCCUGGGCCCGAACAUCCCAUUUAUGUGAUCAUUUGGGACAAUGUACGCUUCCACAGAACAAACCAAAUCAGAGAGUGGUUCACCACCAACAGUAACCACUUUUUAAACGUCUGUCUGCCACCCUACUCCCCUUUCCUGAACCCUAUAGAGGAGUUCUUCUCAUCGUGGAGAUGGAAGGUUUAUGACAGACAACCAUACACUAGAGAGAACCUCCUAAGGGCAAUGGAGCUGGCGUGUGUUGACAUCCCAGUGGAGAACUUCCAAGGAUGGAUCCGCCAUUCCAGGGCAUUUUUCCCGCGGUGCCUGGCAAGAGACAAUAUAGCCUGCGAUGUGGAUGAGGUGAC
Molecule: messenger RNA, 1140 nt
Organism: Micropterus dolomieu (smallmouth bass)
Lineage: Eukaryota; Metazoa; Chordata; Actinopteri; Centrarchiformes; Centrarchidae
Exons: 2
Coding region: 238-660 (140 amino acids)
Source: RefSeq, a predicted model, not a curated record